Molecule: messenger RNA, 1874 nt
Organism: Selaginella moellendorffii
Lineage: Eukaryota; Viridiplantae; Streptophyta; Lycopodiopsida; Selaginellales; Selaginellaceae
Exons: 6
Coding region: 242-1789 (515 amino acids)
Source: RefSeq, a predicted model, not a curated record
GCUAUCGGACGGAAGAGAGCUCGAUAGGACGAACACUUCUUCCUAGGUCGAUCCACGGCGACAAGGAUUGGAAGACGCUCAAUCGCGUCGUCCAGGAUUCGUGAUUCAGGUAGCUCAUUCACAGUACCGGCGAAGGGAAAGGGGCGGGCUCCAUGAAAAUCUUCGCAGCGUCGAUGGUGUAGGUUUUCGACUCUAGCAUCGAAAUAUUUCCGAGAAUGAGCAUUGAGGCGUAGAUUUAGCGAUGGCUGGGAAGAUCGAGGACGACUACGCGAGCAGCUUUCUCGAGCAAGCUCGCCACUGCUUGAGGGAUGGGAGCUAUGACCGGGCGCUGUCGCUGCUAGGACGAGUCGAGAGGCUCCGCCCGACCAUGGGUGGGAUCUCUGAGCUCGCCGCGAUUGCGCAAGUGUGCCAGGCAGCGAUUUGGAGGUGUUCGUGUAGAAUGCAGGUUCCGAGACCGAGAAAUCCAGAUUGGUACCGCGUGCUCCAGGUGGAUGAGGAGGCCGAUUCCAUCGCGAUCAAGAAGAGAUAUCGUCAGCUUGCUCUUUUAUUGCAUCCGGACAAGAACAAAAAUGCAAAAUCGGAGGAAGCGUUCAAGCUUGUCUCGGAGGCAUAUGCCUGUCUUUCGGACAGAAGUCUGCGUAGAUCAUUCGACAUUGAACGCUCCAAGUCUUACUGUUCCAGGUGCUACUCACAGGAGUCCUUAAGACGUAAGACGGAGGAUGCUAGCAAGUCACAGACCGAUUUCCUGAAAACAGAACAGGAAAGGCUUCAGAUGUUUCGGGAGAAGGCGAGAGCGAGAGUUACGUCGCUAACGCAGGAUAUACGGACGAGGCGAUCCAGGUGGAACGCAGACUUAGAAUCGGCAAGGGAGAAGUACCAGAACAAAAGAGUGGACAGGAAAAGUAUGUUUUCGGAGGAUCGGCAAACGCGGGAGAGCGAUGUGUUUCAACCGGGUUUGCAAACUGGGAGGAAGUUUCACGUUACUCCAGAGUCGGACUUGAUGAGCAUCUUGAGGGGCCGGAGGCCGUUCGAGCGAGAGAGGUCGCAGGUUUCUGAAAGUUUGGAUGGACUUCUAAGCAGGCUCAGGAAAGACUCGAGAGAAGAAUUCAGUUUUAGCAGCUACAGGGCCAAGAAACCUCUACCAGGCGAGGUGGACACUCCUGAAAGUUCCAGGCCACGGGAAGGAGCGGCCGCUCCAUUCACAGAUGGCCAAUUCGGUUACUUCAGGGACAACCACGGCCAGUGUUCUGACAUUACCAACAGAUUCUUUUCCAAGCGUGUUUCAUCACUUGCUGAAACACUUCCCGCAAGAAAGCUCUUCAAGGAAGAGGACGAGAUCGUAGAAGAAAGUCUGGAAACAGCAGCAGCAGCAUCGGAUUUGAGGCGUCACACCAAGGCAGCAGAAGCAACAACGGAGAGCUCGUCCCACACGGAAAUUCGAAGCUCCAUGGCAGCAGAAGCAUCCUCCGAGGCAACUCCACCGCCAGCGGCAACUCAGGCAGGAAUGUGGAGCUCGAGGGGACACCACAACCUGCGAGGCAACUUGGUCGGAGACGAGUCCAGUGCGACGCGAACCGAGUACACCGAGAGUCUCUUCUGCUGCGGCUCCAGGAAGAGCGUCCUCAAGGAACAAAGACAGAAAUCGGAAGAACUGCUGAAGACUCUAGAACGACUCCGUCAAGAGGCCAAGAGCGUGGCUGCGACACUGGACAAGCUGAAACGAAAGGUCGAUUCUCACCCGGGUCCUGGCGAGGAGGCUCUUAGAUCACCGCCACCAAUCGUGGUAUGAUCUUGUCUACAAAGUCUUUUGCUUCUUUGAAACAAAUAACCAUGUAGCUAAACUUUUGGUAAUCUCAUUCCCAUUCUUUGUGACA